Messenger RNA from Folsomia candida, 1952 nucleotides. Its product is annotated as nucleoside diphosphate-linked moiety X motif 8. NCBI's taxonomy places the organism in Eukaryota, Metazoa, Arthropoda, Collembola, Entomobryomorpha, Isotomidae. The transcript is spliced from 4 exons. Bases 404 to 1282 code for a protein of 292 amino acids. The record is from RefSeq and is a predicted model, not a curated record. Gene Ontology annotation, molecular function: coenzyme A diphosphatase activity.
UUCAAAGAUCAACAUUCAUUGCGAAAACCCAUUCACCUCACCAUUGAACAUCAUCCGAUAAUUCAAAAUUAAAUCACAACACAAAAUUAUUCAAAUUUUUACUUUUAAUUAGAAGUUUGUACAAAAAUGCUUACGUCUUUUUCUCGUCAGUUGUGUGACACACACAACUUGCGUCAGUGUUAUACUUGAAUAAACAAUUUGCUCAUUACUGCUCAGCUCAAGUAGCUCAACUAAAGAUUGCACUUUAAUUUAAUUGGAAUAUCUCGCCAUUAAGAGGUUCCGAAAAAUACAACUAAUUGUUCUAUUCCGGUAGUGCGAUAUUAAGCUCAAGUCAGAGCAAUAACUUGUUCCAAAUUGCUCAGACGAAAGUGACGUUAAAUUAGGCUGGGGUUCACUUGGUAGGAUGAUAAUUGUUCGUCGCAGCUCGUCUAAUGUGAACAAGCUCCAAAGAAACAUUUUAACCAUCAGCACUUCCUCUUCAAUGACGUCCCCACUCCCCGUGUCGGCAUCCACGACAACUUCAACCUGCGGAGGAGGCCAGAGCCAAUUCUUUGACUGGGCGUACGUCCUCUCUCCCGAGAACAAGUUAAGAACAACGCAAAUUCUUUCGUUGGACAGGGACAAUUGCAAUCUCAAUUUCAAGAACUUGUCUAACCAAGACAACCCCGAGUACCGCAAGGCAGCAGUUCUUCUUCCUCUCUGUUUCGAUAAGAAUGGAAAACCGUCCUUGCUCUACAAUUUGAGGUCACUCCAAUUAACCACGCACAGAGGAGAAAUUUCAUUUCCGGGUGGGAGUCUAGACCCGGAAGAUAAAGGUUGUCCGAUCGCCGGUGCGGUGAGGGAAACGCACGAAGAAUUAGGAAUCCAUCCGAAUGACAUCGAAAUUUGGACAACGUUGCGAAUGUUUCCCACAAUAGCUUCAAAUAUGGGAGUGAUUCCUGUUCUUGGGUUUGUCAAAGGGAUAAUGGACCCUGCAAAACUGAGGAUCAAUCCGAGUGAAGUUGAUCAUGCGUUUACCAUUACACUUGAGCAUUUAUGUGACCCCAAGAACUGGGAAGAAGGUGUAAAGAGAAAAUUCAUGGGUCAAAGCUACAGAAUGCCAAUGUGGAAGAAUUUAAACGUCUACAGUGGACCUGGGACUGAAGAAAUUCAUUUGUGGGGACUAACCGCGUUUGUGACGCAUAUUGCACUGCUCGCCCUCCUUCCCGGCGAUGUUUACGAGAGAAAGUUACCGUACCUGAAUCUGCAGUUAAAGAAAUUGAAAAAUAGUCCAAAUUUGUGAGAAUAUCAAAUAGUACAUUUUUGUAAUUCACGCUUUAAUCUGUUGCUUGUGAUUGAAUCAUAAAAACCUAAUUGGUGAAAGCGGAAAUUUACUCAAUUAUGAGGAGAUCAGAAUGUGAUGGUGCUUUUUUGUAAGAGUUAUGUAAGUACAAUCAAAAGUUAAGUUGUGCCUUCUAAAUUUUCACAAAUUAUUGUAAUAAUAUUGGUGUGCACCGUUCAAUUUUUAGUGGUCGCUGUGAACUAAAAACAGUUCUGGUGGUUAGUACAAAGUACCGUCUACAUAUUAUUACUACUAGUACUUGCCAAAAAAUAGUCUAUACCUUAAAUUGCGAGUUCCUUUAAUUUUAGCUGGAAAUUGGUAAUACAACUCCAACUCGGUUGUUAUCUGUUAUCAUCUAGUCAAUAUAGUUUGGGGCAUAUUCACCUUAAUGAUAGUUGUUGGGCUCAAAACCAUAAAUGACAGCGUCUGGUACGCAUUUACUUGUAGAACUUGGUAAGUUUACUUAUGUUGUGAUGUCCGUCGAACUUUCUCAAGUCAGAGUAAGAAACUAAUCCGAAACUAAACUGAAUUGAUACAAUUUCGCAAUAUUGUUUAUUGAUUGACUUUUUAACGUAUGUAUGUACGAACGCAUGUAUUUAUCAUGAAUAAAAAGUUUACAUUUUAAUUGGAA